UAUUGAAUCCCUUUCGAAUAUUGCUUUUUAUUCGUAUUAUUAUAUUCAGUAAGAUGGAAUCACUCCGAACAGUCAUUUCUCGACUGUUUAUUGAUAUACAAGAUAACUCGUCGACUAUAGAUUGGUUGAACAUAAAGAAUAAUUCACAAUCAUUUUAUGGACUAUUUAAUAAAAAUCCUUCUAAAAGACGUCGAUUACAUUUACUUCACCCUGAAACAUCUAACGAAUCGCUUUAUAAUAAUUUCGUUGUUAAUCAUAUUACUUCCACUCAUCGAAUUAAUUAUGAGACUUUAGCUAGUGACUUUGUAAGAGCAUGUCAAAUGGGCGGUAAUAAUGUUACUGAGCAACUUAAAGUUAUAUUAUUAAAAUAUCGCGAACCACCUUUAACACUAGAGAAAAAUUCUCGCUUAAUAACAUUUUUACAUCAUGUCUUGAAAAUAAUACCUAUUAUACCCACAAACAAAACCAGCUUCCCUUUAGGCUCACUUAUAGAAGACUUGACGUUAACACUUUCAACUCAACAACCUCACAUCUGGAUUAUAACAAUACAAUUCAUGUUAUCGUGCCUUCGAAGUGCGCCACAACAAACUAUUUAUCAGUCGGGUGUAACUACACCUGUCAUUUUAAGCAUCAUUAAGCAUAUUUUAUUAGAACUUACUCGUUUACCUUAUAUGGAUAUGACACCAAUGCAAGAAAAAUGCUUUUCAGUUGGUAAAGAAUUAUUAGAUCUAUUCCUGAUUCGAGACAAUAAUAAAGAUAAUAAAUUAAUGAUCGGCAUUGGGACCAUUUCAUAUUAUGAUGUUAUUUAUUCUUUCCCUGAAUUAUAUGGCCACUUUUUGAAUUCAACAACGCCUACCACAACCACAACAUCACAGUCUCAUCCUUUGAUUGCAAAUCACAACAUUUGGUUAAUGACACUUGAUUACUUGAUACUUUCAAUCAAACAAGAUGCUCGACUUUUGGACCGCAUACCAACAUCAAUGGCUAUCAAUAUUAUUAAGCAUAUAUUGCAUGAAAUCAAUACUUUGCCUGCCAACUUGACAACAUUGCAAGUAAAUUGUUUGAAUAAAGGAAAGGAGUUGAUAAACCUCUUACUUUUGGGUCCUAGUGGAGAUGGUGCCGGUGCAGUUUCUCAUUAUGACAUUAUUGUAGCCUUACCUGAUGUCUAUGGUCAUUUCCAGCAUGGUACUUUUGCUCAAAGCGUACAUUGGGCUAUGGAAAAGUUUAUUAAUGAAUUAGGUAAACGUCGUCGUCAUUUAGCCUUUCUAAUGAUGCCUCCUGAUGCCUCUUGGCCACUUAUAUCUCAGAUGAGUAGAAGACAUGAAUAUAAUGAUCUUACUACUAGAACAAGUUAUCAUAUGUUUGAAGGUGAUUUGAUUGAAUUUGUUAAAGAAGGUAGCUCAACGAAUAUUGAAACUCAUUUUCGUGAUAUGCUGUUUCAACGUGCAUCCAUGGAUGAAUUUAGACAGUUAGCUAUGUCUCUCACUCAAACUGGUUUAGAUACAACUUUGAUUAGAAAAGCUAUGGUUGCAAAAGUAAGAGAUGUAAUUCGAUGUAUUCAGCAUUUUAGUCGAAAUGAGAAAAGGGAUGAUACCUCAAUCUCAGAGAGCGAAUAUGAGCAUUCUGAUAAAGGCGAUAUCAAAAUGCUAAUACCUGAGAAUAUAAAUUUAUGGGAAUUAAUGACUGAAACAGCUGAUCAACUCUAUAGUUUUGUUUCUGCAGACUUCUUUUCAUAUGAAGAUAUUCUACAAGACUUUUAUGACCUUGUCUAUCAACCCAAUGGUGAACCCUUUUUACCGAAUGCAAAGGAUCAUAUUCCAAAAGAUAAUGGACUUGUUUGGUUAUUAUUACAAUUAUUUUAUAUUGAAAAAGUCUCUAAAGAUGUUAUACAAAAGGAUUUUGAACAAGAUGAAAGGUUGUUUGAUAAACUUGUUCGAUUAUAUAAUGACCAACAAACAGAAUCCAAAGAUGCUUUCACUUUACGCGAUUUAGCUUUGCAAUGCGCAGUAAAUCAUCAAAAGGGCCAUAUAAAAGAUGUGACUAAUAUCAAGUAUCGACACCCUUUAAUUGCAACUUCUUUACAACAUGCUGGUCUCUGUUAUCAAAUUCAAGCUUAUUUUAGUAGCUAUUAUCAUAGCAAUGUCCCCACCAAUUCAACUUUAUUUAGCAAUUUAGAUUUACAGGAAAUGAUCAAGAUUGCUAUGGAAAGUCAGCUAAGACAAGAUGUUGUACCUUAUACCCUUUAUGUUUAUCUUGUACCCACCAAGGCAGAUAUCGACACUUUGGGGCACCCUUCAACAACAUAUAUCAAAGGCGGAUCACUUAGUUACAAACUAUUAGAUUUGAUUUGUAUUAAUGCAAAGCACCGAUUAUUACAGGUUAUCUAUAAGAUGAUGUUGGAUAGUGAAACGGGUCCUCGAUAUCAAUCUACCGGUACAUCUCCUAUUUCAUGUGUGCCCCCUAAUGUAAUUGAUGUUGUCUUCAAGUUACUCUACAGUGCACCUUGUUCAGCAGAACUUAUGGUAAAAGAAAUUUUUGAUAAAUUGAGACGCUGUGAUAAAAUGGUAAAAAUGAAGCAUACAGGAGAAUCCAGUCAUGGUGUCAUUAUUCAACAAUUACCUGAUCAAACAAUGCGCUGGUUACAAACCAUACUACAGUUAAUGAAUUAUCGAUUUAUUCGUUUCUUAAAAUGGUCAUCUUUGUCAUCUGGAUUAUUGCAUUACAUUCGAUAUUCCAUUUCUUCUUUGGAAAAUAGACAAUGCUAUCAAACUCUCGAAUCAUUUGCUAUUAAUAUCAUUCAUAUGCAAGUUGAUGUUAAAUUGUUACGUUCACUUGAUGAUCCUCAUCGUGAUAAACUCAUUUGGUUUGCAGAAUCUGAAAUGCUUGCACGACAUACUGUUUAUACGAUUAGCCGAUUAAUUAAAACGAGAGGCCAAGCAGAUAUUAAGACAGAUCAAAUCCAUCGCGUUUUGUCAAACCUUUACGAAUAUAAAAUUGAAUGGUCUAAUGAAGCUAUUAGCUAUUUUCCAACUGCUGUUCGAUCAUUUUAUGAGACUGUGAAUACAAGUACACCUUCACGACCCUCAUUUACACCUCAACGCGUACAACAACUUAUUUCAUCCAACAAAGCUAUAAUGUCAUAUUUACUUCAAGGUAUUCCAGAAGUAGAAGGCAUGGUUGUUCACUUCUUUUCAACGUUAGAAAAUCAGUCAAGUUUAUUAUGUGCUUUAUGGGUCAUCGUGAUCACGAGAAAUACUACAGACUGUUUUCAUUUACCUUCUGUUCGUCGAUUGCUCUUGUUAAUACCACCUUCACGUAUGGCUACAAAUACCAUUGAUUUUAUUGAUUUUAUUUUGAAUGUUGAAUAUCCUCUUAAUAGUUCAGAAGUGAUUUACAAAUUUUUGGAUUCCUUUAUCUGGAAAUAUCAAUGGAUCAAUUUCAACCAUGUCAUAUUUGCACUUGUAAAGGGAAGUGGGAGUUUAGAGAGGACAAAUAAGGCUAUGCACUUUUUACGUUAUUUAUUGUUUGAAUCACCCGAAUUUCAAAAACGUGUACAAAAAUGGGAUUCUCUUGGCUUUAGUCCACGCCCUUGGACAGAGGAAAAGUUUCAUGAAAAGCUCAUGAGUUAUUUACGAGAGUACCCCGAAUAUUACGAAUUUGAAGCCUUUGCUAUGCGACAAAGCUAUGAACCAGCCUUAGAUCUACCUCAUCAACAGACCAAACUACCCAUCUAUUUCAGCAAUGUUGUAAACGACUUUAUUGUAUCAAUGGAAACAUUAAUUAUGCGAUUGAUUGAAUACUCACAGAAGGAAUUAUUAAUGAAGCUAUUAGAUACAUAUGGUCAUUUGUUUUAUCAACAUCAGUGCCCGCUUUCAUUUGUCACAAGUCUUUUGCUCUAUUAUCAUUCGUCCGAGACAUUACGCGAUCCAUUGAUACUUAAAAGAAUUUUGAGACUCUUAGAUUUCAACCAAUAUACAUUUGUACCUGAAGCAAAACAUUAUGCCCUGCAUUAUGAAGAUGAUGGAAGUAGAUUUGAUACCGAGUAUUUUGAAAGAGUGAUUUAUAAACUUGCUGGAAAUCUGAAUCCACAAAAAUGUGCUCCUAGAAUGAAUGCAGAGUUACCUGAAAGACAUUUUCGAGAAAUUGGAAGUCCAGCAGUAGAAGGGAUAUCUAUAGCUACAUUAGAGAUCAUGAUGACCCCUGUUCCACCUUCUAUUAUUAUUAGAAAAUUAUUGGAUUUAGCUCUUUUAAGGGAAUCACAUCAUGCUGGUGUUUCAGCUUUGAGACUACAUGCUAUUGGAUUACUUGUUCCUUUACUUCCUCAAAAAGAGUUUGUACGUCCUAUUUUCGAAGAAUUAAACGAACUUAUAGAAACAGAUCCAUAUUUGUUAGAGAUAUCCGAACCUUGUAGAUUGAUACGAUGUGGUAUACCAAAAAGUGUAAAUGGAAAAUAUAAGAUGACUCAGUCCUUACCUGAUUUAACAACAGCAGCAGCUUUAAAGGAUUCAAUAAGUUCACGGCUUCGUAAAGCAAUGAUAUAUCCUUAUAUCUUUAAUGACUAUACAUUCAAUUUGCAUAACUACGGUACAAACGUGCCCAACAGUUUCUUAUGUUUAUUCCAUAGUAUAGUGCAUUACUCCAGUUUAGAUAUAUUUUCCUUUUUAUUAGAAUAUAUACGAAAAUUGCGUCAAUCAGGUAAAUUAAGAACGGAUGUACAAUUACUAUAUAUAUGUUUCUUGCUUGGACCUGCUCUUCAUCGUAUUGAAAAGUUAGAUAUUAGUGAUGCUGGCUUUUUAAUUGAAUUAAUGUAUAUGGUCAAACAAGUGACUGUGUUGAUGGAUAUGAAAGAUGGAUGGACUACACAGGCACUUGAGCAAGUGUAUGACUUUUUAUAUCAUAUUCGAACAAGAUUCGUAAAAUCAAAUGAACUUGCAUCUCAAAUAAGGGACAUCAUUCGUUCCAUGAAUCCACCCAUUUCUCAAAGACUUUUAAGACUUGUCUUUGAGCAAAGCAAGUAGUAACAAGUCAAUAAAAUAAUCCAUGUUCUCCUCAUUUCUGAGUAUAAAAUAUUUAAAAAAGUAUAAUAGUAAUAAAAAAAAAAAGAA
Messenger RNA from Cokeromyces recurvatus, 5105 nucleotides. RefSeq lists its product as uncharacterized. NCBI's taxonomy places the organism in Eukaryota, Fungi, Mucoromycota, Mucoromycetes, Mucorales, Mucoraceae. Gene Ontology annotation, biological process: positive regulation of gene expression; regulation of transcription by RNA polymerase II. Gene Ontology annotation, cellular component: mediator complex; transcription regulator complex. The record is from RefSeq and is a predicted model, not a curated record. The transcript has 13 exons. The coding region runs from base 54 to 5018 and encodes 1654 amino acids.